CUAGCAUUAGCCUGUACUACGUAGCAUUGAACUUCGUCAGUUCAGUUCGCAAAGCUUCCCAAAUCCAUUCAUUCAAUACAAUACAACAGCUUUAUCCUAUGACAGGUCUAUGGACUUAUCACCAUGGGGGAUAAACUAACCCAGUUGCAAGACGCUAUUGAUCAGCUGGCGCAGCAAUUCGUCGCAUCUAUUUACUACAUCAAUCGGCAUCACAACCUUGAGACGCUUGGUCCCGGUGAUCAAAUCCGAGAUAUAAAGCAGGAGCCAGACCAGCAAGAAGUGGAUCCUCAUCCAGACGACGUCUUCAAGGCAUCGCAAGUCGAGCUCGCUCAGGACCUCAUUACGAAAGAGCAACAGAUCGAGUACUUGAUCACCCUACUUCCCGGCCUCGAGAACAGCGUGCAGGACCAGGAGCGCAAUAUCAAAGAGUUGGAAGAGGAACUAAAGGUCGCCGAAGUGCAACGACAAGAGGCCAUCAAGGAGAAGGAAGAGACUAUGGCCAAGUUGGACACAGUAAUUCGUGGAAUCAGGCGCCCUUAAGUCAUGACUACCUACUCAGGCUACACUACGAACGGAUGGAAUUCGUGAUACCCCGGCUAGGCGUUCCGGACCUUUGAGAUAAUUUGAAUUUGGAUUUUGCUCCUCGCACCAUCUCUAGAGACGCUAUUGACGUGACUAGGGUGAAUUCGACCGUAGCCAUGGUAUUCUAUACUGCUUUUUGACGAUAUGCCCUAAACGCCUCUUGCCAUACCUGUGCAAC
Messenger RNA from Hypoxylon fragiforme, 760 nucleotides. RefSeq names its product mediator of RNA polymerase II transcription subunit 21. Bases 124 to 540 code for a protein of 138 amino acids. Gene Ontology annotation, biological process: regulation of transcription by RNA polymerase II. Gene Ontology annotation, cellular component: mediator complex. NCBI's taxonomy places the organism in Eukaryota, Fungi, Ascomycota, Sordariomycetes, Xylariales, Hypoxylaceae. Gene Ontology annotation, molecular function: transcription coregulator activity. The record is from RefSeq and is a predicted model, not a curated record. The transcript has 3 exons.